UAAUGGUCAAAUACUUGAGCUUUCAGACAGAAUGGCUUCAUCCCUUGUUUGUGAUGGAAUGCUACUAAUUUAAUUAGCUUUCAGACAGCAAUGAAAUGAAAUGUGAGAGAGAGAUGGAGACUUGAGUUUUACAUCUUGUACCACGUGGAGGCAACCCUCAAAUCUCACAGUUUUUUCACUUUGCCAUAUGCAUCACAAAAGAGAAAGCUAUUAAAUAAAUCACCCAAAUGCGUCUGUUUCCAGCCAAGCUUGGCAGUUUUUCCAUUUCAUCAAACCACUCACUCCUCCAUGCCAGCUCUCCUUGAUACCUUCAACUUUCUUGAAACUGUAAUUUUUUAUUUUUUAUUUUGACACUAACCCACACACACAAUCUGCCCAGAGCAGAGAUCCCACUUUACCGUUUCUAUAGAGAAGAUUCCCAAACAAUAGUAUAAAAGACAAAAAUUUCGCAUCCACCCCUUUACAGCAAAAUGUUGAAUUUUGGAAAUGGGAAAAAUGGAAUCUUUUGUGUGAGCAGAGGCACAGAAGCAAGAACUGGAUCCAGCAAAGUAUAAUGCUGGGAUUAUGUUGGGAACAUGAGAAUUCGAGGUACAACACUCCACUGCAUUGUGUUCCUUUAUGCAUUUUGUCUGCUUGAAUUUUUGGUGGUUGUAGUCUCUCCAAUCACGGAGAAGGAGAUUCUUCUUCAAUUUAGAGGCAACAUUUCUAGCGACCCUUUUGAUAGUUUGAGCUCUUGGAUUCCUAGUAAUAGCCCUUGCGAAGAUUACCAAGGGGUGUUCUGUAAUUCUAAUGGGAAUGUGGUGAAGAUUGUGUUGUGGAACACUAAUCUUGAUGGAGUUUUGUCACCUUCUUUGUCAGGAUUGAAAUCACUUAGGAUUAUAACCUUGUUUGGUAAUAAGUUAACUGGUAAUAUCCCUUUUGAGUAUGGACAGCUUAGUACAUUGUGGAAGAUAAACUUGAGCUCCAAUGCUCUCUCAGGAUCAAUCCCAGAGUUUCUUGGAGAUUUGCCAAACAUUAGGUUUCUUGAUUUGUCUAGGAAUGGGUAUAGUGGUGAGAUUCCUUCAACAUUGUUCCAGAAUUGCUACAAGACUAGGUUUGUUUCCUUGGCUCAUAACAAUCUAUCAGGGCCAAUCCCCGUCUCAGUUGGUAAUUGUUCGAAUCUAGAAGGGAUCGAUGUGUCUUUCAACAGUCUCAGUGGGGCGUUGCCGUUGCAAAUUUGCAGCCCUCCGAGGAUGAUGUACUUGUCAGUGAGGAGUAAUAUGCUAUCAGGGGCUGUUGAGGAACAGCUUUCACAAUGUAGGAGCUUGAAUCUUUUGGAUCUUGGUAGCAAUAUGUUUACCGGGGCAGCCCCGUUUGGGGUUCUUGGAUUGCCAAAUCUUACUUAUUACAAUGUUUCGUGGAAUAUGUUGGAAGGGGAGAUUCCGGAGAUAGUUUCUUGCACGAAAUUAGAAGUGUUUGAUGUUUCUGGGAAUGCUUUGUAUGGAGAGGUUCCUUCAAGCAUCACUAAGUGCAGUGCCCUUAAAUAUUUAGAUUUGGGUUUUAACAGGCUUAAUGGAAGUAUACCUGAUGGAUUAUCUGGUUUGAGGAAUCUGGUGCUGCUUCGAUUGGCAAGUAACUCGAUAGAUGGGAUGAUUCCUGCAGAGAUUGGUGGUAUAGAAUGGCUUGAAGUGCUUGAUUUAGACAAUCUCAGACUUCAUGGUGAGAUUCCUAACGAGAUCACACAAUGCCGGUUUCUUCUUGAACUGAACGUCUCCGGGAACUCUUUAGUGGGAGGGAUUCCACAAAACCUUGAGAACAUGACACAUCUUGUGAUUCUCGACCUCCAUCACAACCAGCUUAACGGAAGCAUACCACCGACCAUCGGAAACUUGUCUAAACUAUAUUAUUUGGAUUUAUCCGACAACUUACUCUCCGGUCCAAUUCCUUCUACACUUGGGAAUAUAAACAAUCUAUCUCAUUUCAAUGUCUCUUAUAACAACCUUUCUGGUCCUAUCCCUUCAGUCCAAAGCAUCAAGCAGUUUGGAUACUACGCGUUUUUCCACAAUGCAGGUCUGUGUGGUGCUCCUUUAGAAAACUCCUGCUCGGGCAGUGCUUCCACUCCGUCUGCAAGGAAGCCAAAGCUGAGCGCCUCUGCAAUUGUCGCCAUAGUGGCUGCUGCCUUGAUUGUUGCAGGUGUCUGCAUCAUCACAGUCAUCAACACAAGGGCUCGUCGUGGGAGGAGAACUGAGGAGGAAACUAUGAUUGUAGAAAGCACUCCGCUAGCUUCAACAGAAUCAAAUGUCAUCAUCGGGAAACUGGUCCUCUUCAGCAAAAGCCUACCCUCAAAAUAUGAGGAUUGGGAAGCUGGGACCAAAGCUUUGCUAGACAAAGAAUGUUUGGUAGGCGGGGGUUCAAUUGGGACCGUCUACAAGACUACCUUCGAAGGUGGGAUUGCCAUAGCAGUGAAGAAACUCGAGACACUGGGAAGGAUCAGGAGCCAGGAUGAGUUCGAGCAGGAGAUAGGACGCCUUGGAAACCUUCGGCAGGCCAAUCUGGUUGCUGUUCAAGGUUACUAUUGGUCAUCUAGCAUGCAACUAAUACUGUCGGAAUUCGUAUCAAGAGGGAAUCUGUAUGAUAAUCUGCAUGGACUUGGCUAUCCUGGCACCAGCGCUGGCUCUGGUAAUCCAGAAUUGAAUUGGUCUAGAAGGUUCUGCAUAGCAGUCGGAACUGCCAGAGCUCUAGCCUACCUUCACCACGACUGCAAGCCCCCGGUUCUUCACCUCAACGUCAAGUCCACUAAUAUACUCCUUGAUGACAACUAUACAGCGAAGCUGUCUGAUUUCGGUUUGGGAAAGUUGCUUCCCUUACUUGACAGCUAUGGUCUCACAAAGAUUCAUAAUGCAGUUGGAUACAUUGCACCAGAGCUUGCUCAGAGCUCAAGAAUCAGUGAUAAAUGCGACGUUUAUAGCUUUGGUGUCGUCCUCUUGGAGCUGGUAACUGGAAGGAAGCCGGUGGAGAGCAGCCCAUCCAGGAACGAAGUGGUGAUUCUGUGUGAAUACGUUAGAGGUCUUAUCGAGCAGGGCUCGGCCUCUGACUGCUUCGACAGAAACUUGAGGGGGUUCGUGGAAAACGAGCUCGUCCAGGUGAUGAAGCUGGGGUUGAUUUGUACCUCUGAAACACCCUCCAGGAGACCAAGCAUGGCUGAGGUAAUUCAAGUUCUUGAAUCUAUAAGAAAUGGUUCAGAAUCAUAACAAAUUGUGUAACUAGAGAUGUUCUUCACUUGGUAUAGGGAGAGGCCUUCUUGAUUCUUUUGUGUUCAUUGCAAAUUUAUCACAAUCAAUCAAUUGUUUGUUAGUUGGUAAUAAUGUUGUUAUUCUAUUCUUUUGUAGCUUAUGAAAUAAUUCAACGUUUAAGCAUUCGUAAAGUAUUAUAUUCAUUCAUGUUGGUUAA
Messenger RNA from Salvia miltiorrhiza (redroot sage), 3429 nucleotides. RefSeq names its product probable LRR receptor-like serine/threonine-protein kinase At1g12460. Gene Ontology annotation, biological process: protein phosphorylation. The transcript is spliced from 2 exons. Gene Ontology annotation, cellular component: plasma membrane. The record is from RefSeq and is a predicted model, not a curated record. Gene Ontology annotation, molecular function: ATP binding; protein binding; protein kinase activity. Bases 576 to 3230 code for a protein of 884 amino acids. Lineage: Eukaryota; Viridiplantae; Streptophyta; Magnoliopsida; Lamiales; Lamiaceae.